CCUCCUCCAUCUACAGGAUGAUCCUCCUGGUGGUGCUGUUGUCUCAACAUCUACGAUCUUGUUCCAUUCCUAUUUGGAGGUGGAGGAGAUCCAAAGGGUUUGACGUUUGGACUCAGUUCCCCGUCUUCACCAUAUUUUCGCUGCUGCUGCCUAUCACGUGUCUCUGGGCCGUGUGCGGGAACUUGCCGAGAGGAGCCGCCAUGAACCCGUAUCCCGACGGGAGCGCGGAGGGAAUUCUCGGCACCAACAGCACGGAUCUGGUGCCCUGGUUCAGAGUCCCGCUGCCAGGUGUGUGGGGGGCGCCGGCCUUCAAUGCUCGCUCGGUCUACGCGGGCGUGGCCAUGGCGCUGGGCGCCAGCAUCAGCUCCCUCGGCUGCUACGUGAUGUGCGCCAAGGUGACCGGCUCGCCGCACCCGCCCCGCCACUCCUGCAACCGGGGCAUCUGCGCCGAAGGGGCCGGGAGCUGCAUCGCUGCCCUGCUCGGCACCAUCUCCGCAACGUCUUCCAGCAUUCCCAACAUCGGAGCGCUGGCCCUCACCCAGGUGCAGUGCCGGCUUCCGGUACAGAUGGCGGGCGCGCUGUGCGUUCUGGUCGGGAUGUCGGCAAAGCUGACCUACUUCCUCACCACCAUUCCCAUGGCGAUACACGGUGGGGUCCUCGGUGUAACGUAUACCAUGGCGGUGUCUGUGGGGGUCUCCUAUUUCCAGUACACCAAUAUCGAUUCUGGCCGCAACAUCUUCAUCAUCGGGUUCACCAUGUUCAUGGCACUUCUCACCCCUCGAUGGUUCAGCCACAACCCUGAGUUCAUUGCAACAGGUAUUACUAGUCUGAACCUCUUCCUCUUGGCCCUGCUGAAGACUCCGGUCAUUCAAGGAGGGAUCCUGGCCUUUCUCUUGGAUAACACGGUCUCAGGGACGUCCGAGGAGCGUGGUUUGGUGCCCGAUUUUCCUGGGUUCCACGUGAGGAAGGAUGGCCGGAGCGGUUGUCACACGCAGGGACUGACCGACAUCUACCGGCUUCCCUCUGGAGUACACCGGUGGUCGGUGCGCCUGUGCCCCGGGUUCUAUCCGUUCAGCAAUCUCCGCCCGGCCUCGGAACCCACCCAGGAACCCGCAGGGGUCGAGGAGAUCCGAGACUUGCUCCCACCGCCCGUUCCCCAGGACACUCAAGGGGAAGGAAGCGCUCCCAGCUCCUCCAAGGAUGCCCAAGAUAUCCUGGGGAUUCCUGUUUGACACUGCCCAGGCUAAAUGUUUAAGAAGGAACUGCAGAUGCUGGAAAAACCGAAGGCAGACAAAAACGCUGGAGAAACUCAGCGGGCGAGGCAGCAUCUAUGGAGCGAAGGAAAUUGGUGACAUAGAGACAUAGGAAAUAGGUGCAGGAGGAGGCCAUUCAGCCCUUCAAUCCAGCACCACCAUUCAUUGUGAUCGUGGCUGAUCGUCCCCAAUCAAUAACCCGUGCCUGCCUUCUCCCCAUAUCCCUUGGCUCCACUAGCCCUUAGAGCUCUAUCUAACUCUCUCUUAAGGAUCAUGAUCAGCCAUGAUCAUAUUGAAUGGCGGUGCAGGCUCGAAGGGCCGAAUGGCCUACUCCUGCACCUAAUUUCUAUGUUUCUAUGUUAAAUCCAUCCAGUGAUUUGGCCUCCACUGCCCUCUGUGGCAGGGAAGUCCAUAUAUUCA
Messenger RNA from Leucoraja erinaceus (little skate), 1673 nucleotides. It is a transcript of the gene slc23a3, whose product is annotated as solute carrier family 23 member 3. Bases 18 to 1232 code for a protein of 404 amino acids. Gene Ontology annotation, molecular function: transmembrane transporter activity. Gene Ontology annotation, cellular component: membrane. The transcript is spliced from 7 exons. The record is from RefSeq and is a predicted model, not a curated record. Lineage: Eukaryota; Metazoa; Chordata; Chondrichthyes; Rajiformes; Rajidae. Gene Ontology annotation, biological process: transmembrane transport.